UCUCCUGACUCUCUCCCAAGUCUCCCAACUCUCAAGUGAGGAGAGGUUGUGAAUUUCAACACAAAAGUUCAAGAUUUUUGUAUAUUGUUACACCCUUUUGUGUAAUUUGUUUAUUUCAUAAAUUAAACGCCUUGAUAUUUAAUGGGUAUUUUUUCAAGAUUUUCAUCGAGUAGAAAUGGGCAUCGGAGGACUCAAAGUGCACUGGAUGAUAGAAGUGAAUUGCAUCCCGGAACGGAAGGGGGAGAUGCUUCUGCUCUACCUGGAGCUGCCUUUGCUGUAGGUCACGGUAUUGAAGUAGCAAUUGAGUUUAAGCCAGUUGAACACCCGACUGAGCCUUUUGACAAUGAUCAACCAAUCCAAUGUCCAUUGCCUGAGCCCUCCAUACUCAAUGAUGGACGAAUAUGGAAGGAACGCGUAUGUGCUGGAGAAAGGACAGAAUUGCCUGUCGUGCAGGAAGACACUCCCACAGAACCUAGCGCAGCUGAUACGAUCCCAAGACCCCCUCGACCUCCAAGAUCACGAUCGAACAGAACGAUACUUCCAUCAGCCAGUGCCCCUGAACAUAAUAUCCUUAAACUGUUGGAAGAAUGCAACUCCUCCGGUAUUUAAGCCUCACACACGACUGCCUCGUGAUUGGAAUGCCUUGUUAUGAUGCAUCUGUAAACUGUAAAGUCAAAAUGAGCUCAUAGAUUAUUAUUUUUUUUCCUUCAAACGCAUUGUAAUACUCUCGUUUAAGUGACUUCUAUGUAGUUGCAUAUGUAUCGCAAUCAUGAGUCUGAAAAAUUCAUUCAAUGUAUAUGUUUAUAUAUAUUUCCUUGGCAUACGAAA
Daucus carota subsp. sativus is the source of this 828-nucleotide messenger RNA. RefSeq lists its product as uncharacterized. The record is from RefSeq and is a predicted model, not a curated record. The transcript has 3 exons. Bases 142 to 609 code for a protein of 155 amino acids. Lineage: Eukaryota; Viridiplantae; Streptophyta; Magnoliopsida; Apiales; Apiaceae.